Durotheca rogersii is the source of this 1289-nucleotide messenger RNA. RefSeq lists its product as uncharacterized. Bases 392 to 1117 code for a protein of 241 amino acids. The record is from RefSeq and is a predicted model, not a curated record. NCBI's taxonomy places the organism in Eukaryota, Fungi, Ascomycota, Sordariomycetes, Xylariales, Xylariaceae. The transcript has a single exon.
UCUACACCCUACUUGCUUACCUCCUCUUACAGGUACCCACUUACUUACACACACGCGCGCGCGUGGAGAGAGACCUCCAGCAUCUAUACGUACACACAUACUCAUACAUACCCCCUACGGUAAUAGGGACAGAUAUCCCGCCGCCUCGCCGUGUCCCGCUUUCCGCGGUGUGGGAAGAUGUCUACGGUAUGGCGACAAGCAAACUACACAGCAUAUACGUAUGCAUAGCUGGACAAGCCGUGUCGCAGUUAUAUUAUAGCAUACGCGGAACCGUAGCGGCUCACUAUCGUCAUGGGACAGACCCCGUCCUCUCGCCCCUCGUUGUCGUCCGGGCCCUCGUGAGCAAUCCGCUUCACACCCUCUUCGACCCGGCUCGUCGACGUAACGUCAAAUGACCCAGCCCACCAUCCUACGGUCGGCCGGCACGGCACGCGCCAUGCGAGUCACGGGAGCCUGCUCAUACACGCAACAUAGAUAUUAUCUUCUCGCCUUCGAACCUGAACUAGAGCCACCGGCUUCCCGGCUGGAGGGCACGCCAUGUAGCGAUUCCGAGAGACGACGUCUGCACGUAUUUCCGGCACGUAAACCGUCGAUGCAUCGCAGAGAGGGGCACCGGCCUGGGAACAGAAAAAAGGGGGAGGGGGUGGUUUGGGGAGCCCCGCCGCGAGUUGGGGCGAGAGAGCGGCUAUCGAUCCCUCCACUCGUCCCCUCUCCCACUCUCGGUCCCCCUCGAUCCAUCCGUCCACGUCCAUACACCCAUACCUACCUACCUGCGUACACACCAGCAAAAGGCGUGAAACAUGCCUGCGCGGCGCCUCCAUCAUACCCACAGGGUUCCAAACAGCGGCCGCCUGCCAGACGAACCACGAACAAAGGUCAUGGUCUUCAUCUGCAGGGGGCAACAUUGGGUUACCUAUUUGUGUGGGCAUCGAUUGAUCUGUCCAUGUGCAAUGCUGACCAUCGAUCCCGAACGGGCUUGGCCUCUCCGUCUCGUUCUCUUUUUCUCUUCUUCUCAUUCUCGUCUCUCUCCCUUCCUCCGCCUCCUGCCGGGUCCUCUCCGAACGUCGGAGAUUCGUCGACAGCAGAUGUUAGGAACAUGGCUUGCUGGCAGCCUUGACUCACCUGUGUAUGUAUAUGCACACACACACACACACGCAUACGCACACGCGCGCGCGCCCACACACACACACACACACACACACACACACACGUACAUAUCUGCGUGCAUACGAACGUACGUACACACGCGCGCGCGCACACGUAUAUACAUAGCUCACCUCCCAAGCGUC